Molecule: messenger RNA, 453 nt
Organism: Linum tenue
Lineage: Eukaryota; Viridiplantae; Streptophyta; Magnoliopsida; Malpighiales; Linaceae
Source: the annotation of a GenBank genome assembly
AUGAUAAGCAAAGCGCAGCCGCAGUCCGUCUACCGCCGUCUCUGCGCCCUCUAUUACUCUCCCCCGCCUUUACAGUGGCGGGUUAUUCCACCCAACCCGCUGCCACCUCCAAUCGGAUCUUACUCGAGAACCAGAGGACGGUCAAGAGAUUUAAGGAGUCCUCCGAGUCGGAAGACUUCCGUUCUCGAUUCGACUGUCUACCUCAACACAUUCAGGCGUCUUGCAACGCACGGGGAGUUCUCCAUGAUCGAGGAAAUCGUCGAGCAUCAGAAGAAGUUCAAAGACAUCACCAGGGGGAAGUUCGUCUCCCGGCUCAUCGUCAUCUGCGGCAGGGUGGGCAUGUUCAAACAAGCACGCAAGCUGUUCGACGAAUUGCCCGGCAUAAAUUGCCCGCGAACCGUUUACUCCUUAAACGCGCUGCUCUCGGCCUGCAUCGAUUCGGAGAAGUGGUGA